CAAAUAUAAAUAUAAAUAAAAACGACAUUUGAGUCUAUUUAAACUAUUUUCCUGUAUCUUUUCCCUUUCUUCUUCUUUUUCCAAACUUCCCAAUGAUAACUCAGUUCAAACGAAUCUUUCGUCACCGAAAAGGACACACCGACAACUCCUACGGAGACACUCAUGGCACAACUCAUGACAAUAUGGGUGCAAACACCGCAAUUCACAAUCAAGAACGGGAUCACGGACACAUAGGCACAACAACCCUUCGGAAUGUCAUUCGGUCCAGAUCAACAAAGGAACGACAAAAGGCCUCUGAGCGUGCAACACAAAUAAUAGAGCAAGAAAAGAAAAGAAAACAACAGACUCCUCAGUAUCCAGGUCUGGAGAAAUAUGAAAUCAUAGUCAAGCGUGGAGAUGGUGCAUUUUCAAAUGUAUAUGAAGCCAAGGAGAAGAGAUCUGGUCGUAGUGUGGCAAUAAAAAUAGCACAGAAAGUGGGUCCAAAAUCAUCAGAGAAGCAUGGAAAUACCCACCUACAUCCCAGUAUGAAACGAAAGCCAAGAGCAACAGAGCACACAAAUGUCCUAAAAGAAGUACAGAUUAUGCGCAGUUUGAGGCACACAAAUAUUAUCCAGCUGAUUGAAUUCUCAGAAUCGAGUGAACAUUAUUAUCUGGUGCUUGAGCUCUGUUCAGGAGGAGAGCUAUUCAACCAGAUAGUAUAUCUGACGUACUUUAGUGAAGACCUGGCUCGGCACGUCAUUGAACAGGUAGCCCAUGCCGUACGAUACAUGCACGAAGAAUGCGGUGUUGUUCAUCGUGACAUUAAACCCGAGAAUAUUCUAUUCGAUCCUAUUCCCUUCAUACCCUCAGACCAAUCCCAACUUAAACACAGACCAUUUGACGACCCAAACAAGAAGGACGAGGGUGUCUUUAUUAAAGGAGUCGGAGGCGGAGGUAUCGGAAAGGUCAAGCUAGCAGAUUUUGGUCUUUCCAAGGUCAUAUGGGAUAGUUCGACCAUGACACCUUGUGGUACGGUAGGCUACACCGCACCAGAGAUUGUCAAGGAUAAAAAGUAUUCCAAAUCUGUUGAUAUGUGGGCUAUUGGAUGUGUACUCUAUACUAUCCUCUGUGGAUUUCCUCCCUUUUAUGAUGAAUCUAUCCGUGCGCUAACCGAAAAGGUUUCACAAGGCCAGUUUACUUUCCUCAGUCCCUGGUGGGACCCAAUCUCGAAAUCAUCCAAAGAUUUGAUCAGUCAUCUACUGUGUGUAAAUCCUGACGAUCGAUAUACCAUUGACCAAUUCUUAGCUCACCCUUGGAUCACCGGAAAACGAGCCCAACCCCCUCUGCCGCCAAAACACAAGGAUCCUAUCAGCACUACUAAUGAUCCCCGUAAACUGGCAUUACACAAUGCAACACGCAAGGCAGCUGUCAUGGAAACCAUUUCCGAUCCACCCGUAGUCGAUGACGAGAAAAUUACUUUCCAGAAACAGGAUGACCCCCACCAAUACGAGUCAAACGAUACGACCAACUAUAUCCCCGGCGUGGAAAGCUUUGACUCUGACGGCCGUAAAGAAGUUUUUACACCCGGAGCUGCUGCACUACGAGAAAUUCUUGACAUCACGUAUGCCGUCCAGCGGAUGGGAGAGGAAAAGGUCAAUAAGAAUGCGGCUAAGAAAGUAUGGACUGACCACAAUAAUGAUCCCACUCACCCCAGGCACUAUUCAGAAUCAGACUCUGGAGAUGAAUGGUGUAUCGAGUCUGAUGAAGCAUCCCCAAGUGAGAGCAGUUCAAACACAACCAUUCAAACUGAAAUUCAAGUCGAACCACCAAAACCACGUCGUAAACAAUUUGAAUUGAACAUGUCCAAUGCCACCCUGUUAAAGAACAGGAACAAUCAUGCCAAAGUAGCACCCAUUUAAAAAAAAAGAGAGAUAUAUACAUAUUAUAUAUUUUCUUAUACACAUCAUACCUCAUCUCAAUUUGUAUUCAACUCCUCUUCUUUCUUAUUUUCUAUUUCUUCUUCCUCAUACCAUGUAUUGUCUUUAUUUUUCAUUUUGAACAUAAAGAUGUAUAUAAAUAUAUACAUUUAUAUUUUAAAGAAAAAAAAAUCAAUUCAAUUCAACUCAAUAAACUUGUCAAUAUAAUACUUUAGAUAAACUU
Messenger RNA from Phycomyces blakesleeanus NRRL 1555(-), 2139 nucleotides. RefSeq lists its product as hypothetical. NCBI's taxonomy places the organism in Eukaryota, Fungi, Mucoromycota, Mucoromycetes, Mucorales, Phycomycetaceae. Gene Ontology annotation, cellular component: nucleus. The transcript has 6 exons. The record is from RefSeq and is a predicted model, not a curated record. Gene Ontology annotation, molecular function: ATP binding; protein serine/threonine kinase activity. Bases 93 to 1898 code for a protein of 601 amino acids. Gene Ontology annotation, biological process: mitotic DNA damage checkpoint signaling; protein phosphorylation.